Messenger RNA from Daphnia magna, 2367 nucleotides. RefSeq lists its product as uncharacterized. The coding region runs from base 1 to 2367 and encodes 788 amino acids. Gene Ontology annotation, biological process: DNA integration. Gene Ontology annotation, molecular function: nucleic acid binding. The record is from RefSeq and is a predicted model, not a curated record. The transcript has 2 exons. NCBI's taxonomy places the organism in Eukaryota, Metazoa, Arthropoda, Branchiopoda, Diplostraca, Daphniidae.
AUGUUUUAUCAAGUGCUGGUUCGUGAGUCAGAUUGCACAAUGUUUCGUUUUUUGUGGCGCGAGCCUGGAACCGAAGAUCCUAUUCAGGAAUUCCAGAUGACGAUGGUGCACAUUUUCGGUGCUGUCUCAUCGCCAACGGUUUGCCGCUUUGCCCUUCAGCACCUUGGAAAGGAUGCUCCCGAACACCUGAAGGAAGUCGCGAGGCGUAUUCGUUCCAGCUUUUAUGUGGACAACCUGUUGUCGUCGUUCGACGAAGUGGAUGAAGGCGUUUCCAUCAGUCAGAAGCUGGUUGAACUACUCAAGCUCGGUGGUUUCGACCUCGUCCAGUUUCUGAGCUCUUCGCGUUCGUUGUUGGACCAACUUCCGUCUUCCUCUCGUCUGGUUCCCGAGCUCGAUCUAGAUUUCGACGGUUUGCCCACCGAGCGCACGUUGGGGUAUCUGUGGAGUUGUGAGCGAGACGAGUUCGUUUUUCGUUUUAAGAAGACAGAAGAGGCCUUUUCAAAACGCUCGAUUCUUUCUGCAAUUUCGAGCAUCUAUGAUCCCCUUGGUCUCCUAGCACCCGUCGUUUUGGUGGCGAAAAUCAUCCUUCAGGACAUCUGGCGACUCAAAGGUGGCUGGGAUGAGAUUCUGCCCGCCGAUAUUCUGAAUCGUUGGGGGCGCUUUGUGGAACAUCUGCCGAUGCUCGAACUGCUGAACAUUCCGAGAAGUUUCUUGACUAGUCCCCAGUCGGCGUAUCGUUCUUUUCAGUUGCACGCUUUUUCGGACGCAUCGAAAGACGGUUUCGGCGUUGUAAUUUAUCUUCGAGCUGAAACCUCUGGCGAGGUCGAAGUCUCUUUCGUAAUGGCCAAAGUGAGAGUUGCUCCCAUCCAUCAGCUAUCGAUUCCGAAGAUGGAGCUUCAAGGUGCUUUGCUAGCAGUCAGACAUGUUCCUGGUGUACUUAACCCAGCAGACGAAUGCAGUCGUGGUCUCUGUCCGUCCGAGCUCGAUCCAAAUCAUCGCUGGUACCGUGGACCUGAGUUUCUAGUUUUGCCACCCGAGCAAUGGCCGGCCCAGAUUCCAGCUACUGAAUUGAUCGAUCACGAAGACGAGUCUAUUGGCUGUUUCCUAAUCGCCAAUCCUAGCGGGCCAGUAGAUGACGUUGUGGCACGAGCCGAUAAUCUACAUCGCCUAAUUCGCAUCGCCGCUUGGAUUGAAAGAUUCGUUCGCAACAUCCAGAUCCUCGUUCAUCGGAGACGUGCCAGAGAAAGGUCUAUUCUGGAUAGCAAUCAUGAAGAAGCAGCGACCGGACAAAGUGAGCAGUUGAAAACGGGCCGGCAGCAGAGUGCGGACGAGCUGAAGUCAGCCCGUCUCCUUUUAAUUCGUGUUUCGCAGCGCGACUCCUUCCCUGACGAUUUAAGCAGUUUGCGGAAGGCGAAGUCCGUUCGCCCGGAGUCUCGGUUGCUGAAACUGGCCGUUUAUCUAGAUGACGCCGGAAUCAUUCGUGUUGGUGGCCGCCUCGAAAAUGCCCCCAUCAGCGCUGAAGCCCGUCAUCCUGCCGUUCUGGAACCCAAGCAUCCGCUCACCCGAUUGUUCAUACGCUGGGCGCAUAUUUCCGUGGCUCAUGGACGAGCUGAUCGUACUCUUGCGGAAGUUCGUGCUCGCUACUGGGUUUUGAAAGGACGCGAAGCGACAAAGUCGGUCAUCACGACUUGCAUCUACUGUUCCCGCAUGAGAGCCAAGCCGUUUCAGCCGAUGAUGGCCCCGCUUCCAGCGGAGAGGGUCCAACCGUUCAGCCCUCCAUUUACCCGUAUUGAAGUGGACUACCUCGGUCCCUUCCCUAUUUCAAUUGGCCGGCGAACAGAAAAUCGUUGGAUUGCACUUUUUACCUGCCUCUCCACCCGUGCUAUCCACCUCGAAAUUACCCCGUCCAUGGAUGUGGAUUCCUUUUUAAUAGCUUUUACCCGUUUCGUCAGUCGUCGGGGUGCCCCGACCGAUGUUUUUAGCGACAACGGUACCAAUCUGACCGCAGGAGAGCGUGAGCUGCGUGAGGCGGUUACCCGCCUUAACGAUGUGAAAAUCGCUGGCCAACUUGCUCGGAAAGAAAUUCGUUGGCACUUCUCCCCGCCUGCUGUCCCGCACUUCGGAGGUGUUUGGGAGCGUCUGGUUCGCUCGUGCAAGGAGGCCCUGCGCGCUAUCCUGGGUCAGCAGACGGUGAAGGAGGAAACCUUUGCAACGGUCGUCAUCGAAGUUGAGGGCUUGCUCAACAAUCGACCGUUGACGGAUCUAGGUGCGGACCCGCAAGAAUUCGAGCCGUUAACCCCGAAUCAUUUUUUGUUGGGGCGCCCCAAUCCCCACUUGCCCGCUGACGUCAUCGACCCGGAAAUCUAA